This is a messenger RNA of Heterocephalus glaber (naked mole-rat), 939 nucleotides long. RefSeq names its product olfactory receptor 4S2. Gene Ontology annotation, biological process: G protein-coupled receptor signaling pathway. Gene Ontology annotation, molecular function: olfactory receptor activity; G protein-coupled receptor activity. Gene Ontology annotation, cellular component: membrane. The record is from RefSeq and is a predicted model, not a curated record. Lineage: Eukaryota; Metazoa; Chordata; Mammalia; Rodentia; Bathyergidae.
AUGGAAGUGGUCAACAAUGUCACUGAGUUUAUAUUCCUGGGACUUUCCCAAGAUCCUGGAAUACAAUUGAUGUUCUUUGCCCUGUUCCUACUCUUCUACAUCGUGAUCAUGGUGGGAAAUUUACUCAUUUUGCUUACCGUCUUUUCUGAUCCCCGGCUCCAGACACCCAUGUAUUUCUUCCUUGGCAACCUGUCCUUUGUGGACAUUGCGUAUUCCUCAGCCACGGCACCCAAGAUGAUUGCAGACUUUGUUUCUGAGAAAAAGACUAUUUCCUACUGGGGGUGUAUAACACAGAUGUUUACUUUUCACUUUUUUGGUUGUGCUGAAAUUUUUGUUUUGACUGUCAUGGCUUUUGACCGCUAUGCUGCCAUCUGCCACCCCCUCCGUUACACUACCAUCAUGAGUGUCAGUGUUUGCACCAUGCUGGCCUCACUGUCCUGGCUGGGAGCCCUCGGUCAUUCCUUUGUCCAGACUCUUCUGACCUUUCAGCUACCCUUCUGUAGUGCACAGACCAUAGACCACUACUUUUGUGAUGUUCACCCAGUCUUAAAACUUGCCUGUGCUGAUACAACCCUGGUAAACAUGUUGGUGAUUGCAAACAGUGGUUUUAUCUCCCUGGGAUGUUUCCUUAUUCUUUUGGCCUCCUACAUAAUCAUCCUAUUUAAUCUUCGGAAACGGUCUGCAGAGAGCCAGCGCAAAGCUCUCUCUACCUGUGGAUCUCACCUGACUGUAGUCACUUUCUUCUUCAUCCCUUGUAUCUUUAUUUAUCUUCGUCCAUCCACCACUUUUCCACUGGAUAAAGUUGUGUCUGUGUUUUAUACCACCAUCACCCCAAUGCUAAACCCACUCAUUUAUACUCUGAGGAAUGAAGAUGUAAAGAACUCCAUGAAGCGACUAUGGAACCGAAUUGUCUCCUUGAAGGAAAAGCAGAAGGGAUAG